UCUUUCACUUGUAGGCCCACACCCAUGACCUUCCAAUUUAGUUUCACACUUUCCCAACAUAUAAAUUCUCUCUAUUAUACCUUCCAUUCAUUUUAAUUACUCCACAUCACAUUUCUUUAACAUUAAAAACUCCCCUUCUCACAAUUCACCUUCUUCUUCCUAUAGUCUCAAAAAUGAAUAGAAAUGGAUAUAAGGAUGAAAAAUCAUGUUGCUAUUUCCAUCCAAAGCAAGUAGUUGUUGGUGUAUGUCCUUUGUGUUUGAAUGAAAGACUUCUUCUAUUGGUUGCAAAACAAGGGCGGCGCCACCAUCAGAACCACCGUGCUUCCUCCAUAAAAGGUGGUGAUUCACAAAAACCACCGAAUUCUUCUUCUAUUCAUAAGAUCUUUGCUUUUGGUUCUCUCUUCACUCGCCUUGAAUCUCGCCAAUGCAAAUCUCAUACCAAUAAUCACUAUGAUGAUCUCUCUCCAAGUCCAGAAGAAGAGUCAUUCAUAUCAAUCAAGUUUGAAGAAAAUGGGGCAGCCUUGUGGGAAAAGAAUAGUGUCUCAAAGGUGACCCUAGAGAAUUGCAAUAACAACCAUAAGGACAAGAAAUUAGAGACCAAGAGUGUGAUAGAGCAUGGAAAGUCACGUGACAUAUUCAGGUGGCGAAAGAGAAUCGGUCACAUGUUCCAGCUCAUAAGGUGGAAAAAAUCUGGUGGUGUUUGCCACGUAAGCAACAAGGUUGAAGGAGGAACAGUUAAAGUCAGAAAAAGUUGGAUCAAGACUCUGACAAAGAGGAAGAAGAAGAAGACCAUGGAAUCAUAAUUAAAGUAGUUGUAGUAGCCUUAAAGAUAAAUCUCACACCGAUAUUCAACAUUCAAGAUCAUUAUUACUAUCAUUAUUAUUCCUCUGUGUCUUUACUCUCUUGUGUAUGUUUGAAUGGGCCGCGAUGAGUUUGACUAAAUCGUGGUGAAAAUAUAAUUUUUUUAUCGAUAUUUUGAGAA
Messenger RNA from Vicia villosa (hairy vetch), 982 nucleotides. RefSeq lists its product as uncharacterized. The transcript has 2 exons. The coding region runs from base 174 to 803 and encodes 209 amino acids. NCBI's taxonomy places the organism in Eukaryota, Viridiplantae, Streptophyta, Magnoliopsida, Fabales, Fabaceae. The record is from RefSeq and is a predicted model, not a curated record.